AUGUUUAAUAAAAUACCUUUCAUAAUCAUUAAAGAUUAUAUAUUGUCAUUUGAGAAUGAUCUAUCGAUUGUAGAUAGAAUCUGUUUUAGUUUAAGGCCAGAGGAGGAUCAUCAGCAUGAUUAUAAUCAAUCUAUAAAUAUAGAUUAUAAUAAUUUAAAUCUACCAAAAUAUACUACAAAACUUGUAUUUUAUUCGAGUGGUAGUUGGCCAUCGUCUUUUGCUGAUUGUACCAAUUUAGUUUCUAUAAAGCUGUUGUACUCCGGUGUAGAUUUGAAAAGAUUUUUGUGGACUUCCGAUAAGUUCCCACCGACUUUGGAGAUACUUAAUGUGAUGACAUCAUUUAACUCUGUGAUACCGAUUGGUUCAUUACCAGCUUCGCUCAAGGAGUUUAGACUGGGUAUGUCAUUUAAUCAGCCAUUGGAGGUAGGCGUUUUUCCGCCUGGUAUUCGAUUGAUCUCACUCUAUUGCGAUAGUUUCAAUCAACCGAUUCCUGCUGGACUGUUCCCAGACUCUGUGACGUCGUUGCGGUUCGGUGCCGAAUUCAAUCAGCCACUUGGAAGUUCACAGCUGCCUCCAAAUCUUAAACGUCUAAUGUUGGGAAGGUCGUUCCGACACAAGCUCAACUACUUACCGCCAACACUUACAUAUCUUGAUAUAAGUCUGAAUAUUAUUAAUUUCGAUUGGCUUGGUGUUGACGGAUCGAAUCUUCCGGAUUUUAGCCAAACUCCCAAACUUGUAACAAUUGGUAAAUUCCCAUAUCAAUUCAAACAUCUACUUCCACCAUCAGUAACGGAUUUAACAUUAAUAGACCUCUUUAGAAAGACCUCCGUCAAUGGAAAUCCAAAGGUAUCACUAUUGAACAAUGUUAGAGAAUUAACUAUUGGCGAUAACUUUGACAUAAAGUUCAACAAAAAUUCAUUUCCAAAGGCACUCAAAAUAUUGAAUAUCGGCUUUUACUAUCAUCAAAUCGAUCCAUUCGUACUACCAGAGUCAUUACAAGUCUUUAAUAUUACAGAGUACUCAUUUUCAAUAGAGAAGGAUCUUCUUCCAAAGAAGCUAGAGGAAUUAAGGGUUUCUUUACAUACUGAGAAACUAAAGGUUCAAGCUGGUUCCCUUCCAGCAUCCCUUAAAUUGUUAAUAUUUGGUGGAUACUAUAAUGGAAAGCUUAUAAUAGGUGAUUCUUAUUAA
Molecule: messenger RNA, 1188 nt
Organism: Heterostelium album PN500
Lineage: Eukaryota; Evosea; Eumycetozoa; Acytosteliales; Acytosteliaceae
Product: FNIP repeat-containing protein
Exons: 5
Coding region: 1-1188 (395 amino acids)
Source: RefSeq, a predicted model, not a curated record